This is a messenger RNA of Symbiodinium pilosum, 351 nucleotides long. Lineage: Eukaryota; Dinophyceae; Suessiales; Symbiodiniaceae. The record is from the annotation of a GenBank genome assembly.
GAAUCCUCCGCAGACUUGGCAGAGCAAAGAUCUCAGCUGGUCAGCGUUUUAUCGUCCACGCUUUCGGGUGAGGUGCAGAUCAUCGAUGGUAUGGACACGCUGACCGCGGCGCUAAACAUUGCCCGCCUGGUGGCGUUGUCGAAGCUGCCUUUAUGCGCGUCUAUGCGAGAGUCCUUGAACAAGCCGCCUUUGCAACUUGUGGCGAAGUUGAACAACAUCUCAAAGCAGAUUGAUGCUGAGCUGGGGAUGUUGACCCAUUCCUCCCAGAACGGCUUGUCCCAAGAGCUGGCGCAUGCCAUGGGCACGGACCAGGUGGAUCUGAACCAGAUGAAGCAAGACCGCAUCAACAUG